ACCCACCUAACACUUCUUUUUACUUUUUCCAGCUUCAUCUUUUCAGUUUCUCGUAGGAGUGAGUCUGCUCGGGAGGAAGAAUGAUCCAAACUAUGAAAACACACAACCCAACAUGUUUUCUGGUUUUAUGGCUUUGAACGGCCACAGAAACCAGUGUGGUAACCAAGGAGGGGCAAGUGGAGAAGUUUGGGUGUGUCACACUGAAAGUGGGAGGACCACUUCAGUUUUCAGGAAGAGCUCAGCACCUGCUGGUGUGAGAAUCAUUGCAAAGUUCAUGAAGUGAAAGACUGCAGUGCUACAUGUCAGAGACAAAUAUGCAAAGUGUCAGUUCUCCGGGAGGCAGAGUCCUCUCUGAGGACCAGUUUACCUGCUCCAUUUGUCUGGAGGUGUUUGUGGAGCCCGUCUCUACGCCAUGUGGUCACAGCUUCUGCAAGGCAUGCCUGCAAGGCUACUGGAACCACAGCAAGAAGUUCCAGUGUCCUAUGUGCAAGAAGAGCUACUCCAAAAAACCUGAGAUGAGUGUCAACCGAGUCCUAGCUGAAAUAUGCUCCCAGUUCCAGGGGCUGACGGUGGCUGGAGGUGGUGGGGGGACCACAUCACGAGCGGGCCUGCUGAAUGCUAGCCCAGACACAGCCCACAGCAGCUCCCGAGGGCAGGAUACAGGGGAGUUUGCUCAGCCCGGGGAGAUUCCCUGUGAUGCCUGUAUUGGAAGGAAGUUAAAGGCAAUAAAGUCUUGUGUGAACUGCCCUGGAUCUUUUUGCGAGACCCACCUCAGACAUCACAAGAAGGUCAAGACUCUAAAAUCUCAUCGUCUGAUCGAACCUACCCUCCAUCUGGAGGAAAAGAUCUGUAAGAAGCAUGAACGUCUUCUGGACAUGUUCUGCCGCACGGACCACGUCUGCAUCUGCACUGCCUGUGCUGAAGCCACACACAAAUCCCACGACAUCGUCUCCAUCGACCACGAGUUUCAUAAGAAGAAGAGUAAUCUGGGAAAGAAGAAGUCAGAGGUGAAACAUCUGAUCAAAGAGAGAACCAAGAAACUGGAGGAGAUCAAGCAAUCAAUCAAGGUUAUCAAGGCCAGCGCUCAGAAAGAGCUGGAGGAGAGCUGGCAGGUGUAUGCUGAGCUGCAGCGGAUGGUGGAGCAGAGUCAGGCGGAGGUGGUGGAGCUGAUCGCCACGAAACAGCGCGAGGCGGAGCGCCACGCUCAGGAGAUUGCCAGAGGUUUGGAGAAUGAGCUGAGCCAGCUGAGAAGGAGGAGCAACGAGCUGGAAGCUCACGCACAGACCAAGGACAAAGUGCUCUUCCUCCAGAACCUGGCGACGCUGUUGCCCUCACCCGAGCCCACUGAUUGGUCGGCCGUCAGCAUCAACACUGACCUCUAUCUGGGAACCAUCCGCUCCUCUGUCAGCAGCCUCAUUGACAAUUUUCAGGAAGAACUUAAACGUCUGUACGGGAAAGAGCUGCGAAAGGUGCAGAACUAUGCAACUGAGGUGAUUCUAGACCCAUCCACAGCCCAGAAGAACCUGGUUGUCUCUGAUGAUGGUCAACAAGUGAAAUACGAAGAGCGUAAGGUUUCCCACACCGAGGGUCCAAAACGCUUCCACCCUGCCCUCUUUGUCCUGGCUAGAGAGGGCAUCAGCUUCGGCCGACACUAUUGGGAAGUGGAAGUAGGGCGCAAGACCGCCUGGACCCUUGGUUUGGCCCGUGUUUCAGCACGCCGCAAGGGCGAGAUCCAGCUGAGCCCUGAGGGGGGAUACUGGUGCCUGUGGUUGAAGAACGGGGAGGUGAAGGCUCUGGCAGAGACUCGCCUGCCUCUAAUGCUGCCGUCCCAGCCCAGUAAAAUAGGUGUUUUCCUGGAUUAUGAGGCAGGCCAGCUAUCUUUUUAUGAUGUGAAGGCACGUCUACACCUCUACACUUUCAUUGACAACUUCAGCGAGAGUGUGUAUCCGAUCUUCAGCCCUUGUCUCACUCACGAUGGGAAAAACGCUGCUGCUCUCAUUAUAGCCAAUGUUAAACACAGCUGAGUCAGUCACUUAGGCUCAAACUGAACAUUUAAAACACCUUCAGAUAAAAAGGAAGUUUUUGUAUUUUUGUUUAAACAAGUUAACUUGUCUUUAAGAUGCAACACUUCUCAGAUAAGUGAGUUUUACUUGUUUGCAAAGUUUUUUUUUUUUUUUACCAAAAAACAACUUAGUCUUAUCAAACAUAAGAUAAACAAAUAAUGUUGCACCAACUUUUUUUCUAUCCUACUGUGGGCAAUUCUGCCUAACUAAAGACUUUAUUGACUGACUUCAUAUCUUACACUGUGUUGCAAUUUGAUUACUCAGCUGUAAAUAGUUCAAUCAUCUUUUAUCUCACACAUUUGAAGAAGAAACAAUGGGGAUAGUAAACUCUGAAAAUGUGAAGAAAAAUGUGUCAAGUCUUCCUAACUGUACUCUGACCCUCCUCUUUGUUAAUCCCUGAUUGAGCUGUCCAUGCUAGAGAGCUAACUACAUGUAAGCAAAGCUCUUCUUACUGUGUAAGUCUUUCACUAUAGCUAUGAUGCUUUGGUAAUGAAAUCAUAAGUUGAUUGACGUAAAUGUUGAUGUUUUGAACUUGCCUGGAGGGACCAGAUAAGAAGCUGUUGCACAUGUUGUAAAUGUGUUAAGGGGCAUAGAUUGUAUGUUUUUACUAUACAGUUACUUUUGUACCUUUACACUGAACUUCUUUAAUAAAUAUAUUCUCUUAUGA
Melanotaenia boesemani (Boeseman's rainbowfish) is the source of this 2730-nucleotide messenger RNA. It is a transcript of the gene btr12, whose product is annotated as bloodthirsty-related gene family, member 12. NCBI's taxonomy places the organism in Eukaryota, Metazoa, Chordata, Actinopteri, Atheriniformes, Melanotaeniidae. Gene Ontology annotation, molecular function: protein binding; zinc ion binding. The transcript is spliced from 8 exons. The record is from RefSeq and is a predicted model, not a curated record. The coding region runs from base 300 to 2024 and encodes 574 amino acids.